Momordica charantia (bitter melon) is the source of this 3140-nucleotide messenger RNA. The record is from RefSeq and is a predicted model, not a curated record. Lineage: Eukaryota; Viridiplantae; Streptophyta; Magnoliopsida; Cucurbitales; Cucurbitaceae.
UGAUUAUUGAUUUCUCCCCAGACACGGUCUGUUUGGAUUCCGAGAAAGUGAAAUUUAAAGCCCACCGUUUGAGCUCUCCCCGUCACGGUCUGUUUGGAUUCCGGGAAAGUUCAAAUUAAAAAAGAAAAGAAGGCCGGAGCCCAGUGAUGGGAAGGAGAUCAGGGAAGAAGAAUUCAAUAGCGUCGAUUUUUUCGCACGCUGACGCCGUGGACAAGCUUCUCAUGGCGUUGGGGCUCAUCGGAGCCAUUGGCGAUGGCUUCACGGGCCCCUUGAUCUUAGUUCUCACCAGCCGUCUUAUGAACGGCAUCGGAUUCGUCUCACACUCUUCUUUACCUUCUUUCCAAACCCAUAUCAAUGAGAAUACUGUGGCUGUACUCUACGUAGCGUGCGGAGCAUUUGUUGCGUCUUUUCUCGAAGGAUAUUGCUGGACAAGGACGGCCGAGAGACAGGCGGCCAGAAUGAGAGUUGAGUAUCUGAAGGCAGUUCUCCGACAAGAAGUCGGCUAUUUUGAUCUCCAGUCCGAGGUUAUCACAUCUGUCUCUAACGACAGCUUGGUCAUUCAAGACGUUUUAAGCGAAAAGAUCCCAAACUUUGUAAUGAAUGCGGCAACGUUCAUCGGGUGCUGCAUCGUUGCCGUUGCUUUAUUCUGGAAACUAGCGGUCGCAGGAUUACCAUUUGUGACGAUUCUGCUGAUCCCGGGGGUGCUCUAUGGUAGAAUCCUAACAGGGUUAAAGAGAAAGAGCAGAGAAUGUUACCAAAAGGACGGAACAGUGGCGGAACAGGUCAUAUCCUCCGUCAGAACCGUCUACGCCUUCGUGGGAGAAGUAUCAGAAUAUUCAACUGCAUUAGGAAGUAUGGUAAAGCUGGGGUUAAAACAGGGACUUUCUAAAGGAUUGGCCAUUGGAAGUAAUGGAAUUUCAUUUGCAAUAUGGUCCUUCAUAGCGUGGUACGGUAGUAGAAUGGUGAUGCACCAUGGCGCUCAAGGUGGGACGGUGUUUGCAGUCGGAGCUGCCAUUGUUUUAGGUGGAACAUCCAUUGGAUCAAGUUUAUCGAACCUAGACUACUUUUCGGAGGCGUGUACUGCGGGAGAGCGCAUCAUAGAGGUGAUAAAUCGAAUUCCGGAGAUCGACUCCGAGAACCUGGAAGGUGAAGUUCUGGACGAAGUCUCCGGCGAGGUCGAAUUUCAGAACGUGCAGUUUGCGUACCCAUCGCGACCGGAAACCAUGGUGUUCAACAACCUGACCUUGAGAAUCCCGGCGGGGGGGACGAUGGCGCUGGUCGGCGGGAGCGGCUCCGGAAAAUCGACGGUGAUUUCUUUGUUGCAGAGAUUUUACAACCCAAUUGGAGGGGCGAUCCUCGUCGACGGAGUGGGCAUUGAAAAGCUGCAGCUGAAGUGGCUGAGGUCACAGAUUGGUCUGGUGAGCCAGGAGCCGGCGCUUUUCGCCACCUCCAUUAAAGAAAAUAUUCUUUUUGGGAAGGAAGAUGCCACCAUGGACGAGGUGAUAGACGCAGCUAAAGCUUCCAAUGCUCAUAAUUUUAUUUCUCAAUUUCCACAAGGAUACGAAACCCAAGUGGGAGAAAGGGGAGUUCAAUUGUCGGGAGGACAAAAGCAAAGAAUAGCAAUUGCACGAGCGAUCAUCAAGCGACCGCGGAUCCUCCUCCUUGACGAGGCCACGAGUGCGUUGGACUCAGAAUCGGAGCGGAUCGUCCAAAAAGCCCUUGAUGAAGCAGCCAUCGGUCGAACCACCACCAUCAUCGCUCAUCGCCUUUCAACCGUUCGCAACGCCGACAUCAUCACCGUGUUCCAAAACGGCCACGUCAUGGAAAUGGGCUCACACGACGAGCUCAUCCAGCAUAAAACCAGUCUCUACACCUCUUUGGUGCGCCACCAGCAAAUGGAGAAACACGAAUCCCGACCGGCUUCCAUUCCCAACAUGGACGAGAACAGCAGCAGCCGCCCAAUCUCGCUCGUGAGUCGAUCCAGCUCCCCCAACUCGACGGUUCUAGAUGCAGGCAAGGAAGACCGAUCAGUCCCUUCGAUCUGGAGGUUGUUGGCCCUAAAUCUCCCCGAGUGGAAGCAGGCGAUCAUGGGGUGCACUGGGGCGGUUUUGUUCGGAGCGGUCCAGCCUUUGUAUGCCUUUGCGCUUGGGAUGAUGGUGUCGGUUUAUUUUUUGACGAGUCACGAGGAGAUUAAGGAGAAGACAAGAAUUUAUGCACUAGGUUUUGUUGGGCUUGCAGUGUUUUCUAUCGUGACAAACAUUGUUCAACAUUAUAACUUUGCAUACAUGGGGGAGUAUCUGACCAAGAGAGUCAGGGAGAUGAUGUUGUCCAAGAUCCUUACUUUCGAAAUUGGGUGGUUUGAUCAAGAUGAACACUCCAGUGGUGCAAUUUGUUCGAGAUUGUCUACCAAUGACAAUGUGGUGCGAUCGUUGGUGGGUGAUAGAAUGACACUUCUUCUGCAAACCCUAUCAUCAAUAACCAUAGCUUUCACAAUGGGGUUGGUGAUCUCAUGGAAGCUAGCCCUCGUCAUGAUCGCAGUUCAACCCCUAUUAAUCAUUUGCAUCUAUGCUAGGCGUGUCCUUCUGAAGAACAUGUCUGACAAAUCCAAAAAAGCCCAAGAACAGAGCACCAAGGUGGCUGCUGAAGCAGUUUCCAAUGUACGCACAAUCACCGCCUUCUCUUCACAAGAAAGGAUCCUCAAAAUGCUUGAGAAGGCUCAGGAGAGUCCACGAAGAGAAAAUAUCAAGCAGUCGUGGUAUGCCGGAAUUGGACUAGGCUGGAGUCUCAGUGCCUGCUCCUAUGCUCUCCCCUUCUGGUACGGCAGCAAGCUCGUCGCCCAAGGCCAAACAACCGCCAAGGCCCUCUUCCAAACCUUCCAUAUCCUCAUCAGCACUGGACGUGUCAUUGCCAACAGGACUGCAACUUUCUGGAGGCCAGAAGCAGAGGAUCGCCAUCGCAAGGGCAAUACUCAAGAAUCCGACAGUGCUGUUGCUGGACGAGGCGGCAAGCGCACUGGACAGCCAGUCCGAGAAGGAGGUUCAGGAGGCAUAGGAGCGGCUGAUGGUGGGGAGGACGACCGUGGUGGUGGCGCACCGCCUGAGCACCAUCCGAAACUGCGAUAUGAUCGCAGUUUUGGAUAA